Aureobasidium pullulans EXF-150 is the source of this 885-nucleotide messenger RNA. RefSeq names its product B3/B4 tRNA-binding domain-containing protein. The record is from RefSeq and is a predicted model, not a curated record. Bases 79 to 804 code for a protein of 241 amino acids. NCBI's taxonomy places the organism in Eukaryota, Fungi, Ascomycota, Dothideomycetes, Dothideales, Saccotheciaceae. Gene Ontology annotation, molecular function: RNA binding; phenylalanine-tRNA ligase activity. The transcript has a single exon.
GAAACCAAUAUCUGUUCGUCUUUUGAUCAAUUCUUCUUUUCUACAUUCCAAGUCAUUUCACCAACAAAGUCAGCAAUCAUGCGCUCAGUCACCGAACUCCAAAAGAUCGUCGACAGCGCCGUCAUAGCACGCAAUGUCUUUGACCUACGCCCCGACUACCUCGCCCUUUUAAUCGCAGUUGACGGCAUAACGCCAUCCCCCAGCGAUUCCACUUCCGAGUCCCUCCUCCAAUCAGCAGAGGCCGCAGCCAAAGAUCGUCUUUCCACCACCGUCGUGACAGAAAUUCCCGCCGUAAAAGCCUGGCGCGACACAUAUAAAUCCUUCGGCGCCAAACCCAAAAAAUACCAGAGUUCGAUCGAAGCACUCACCCGCCGCAUACCCAAUGGAGGACUACCCAGAGUGAACCGGCUCACAGACAUUUACAACGGCAUCUCAGUCUUGCACAACCUACCCCUAGGAGGAGAAAACCUAGACGCCUAUACAGGAACGCCAAAACUCAUCCGUGCCUCGGGGACAGAAGAGUUCGAAACCAAAACCGGCAUCGAACAUCCAGAUGUAGGGGAAGUGGUUUGGUGCGAUGACGCGGGGGUCACGUGUAGGAAUUGGAAUUGGAGGCAAUGUGUGCGUACGCAAUUGAAAGAGGAGACCACUUCGGCGUUGUUCAUAUUGGAUGCAUUGGCACCGAUGAAGAGGGAGGAUGUGGAAAAGGCUGGGGAGGAAUUGGUGGAGGCGUUGCAGGAAGGGGGGGAGGGGUUGGUUGUUGCGAAGAGGGUUUUGGGAAAGGAGGAUGCGGGUGAUGUUUGAGAUGUGGAAGGGGAGGGAAAGCAAGAAGUUGUGGUACCUCUGGGAGGUAUGGAGGGUACUUGGAAUAGAAAAAAGUACGGA